Neohortaea acidophila is the source of this 880-nucleotide messenger RNA. Its product is annotated as DUF636 domain protein. The record is from RefSeq and is a predicted model, not a curated record. The transcript has 2 exons. NCBI's taxonomy places the organism in Eukaryota, Fungi, Ascomycota, Dothideomycetes, Mycosphaerellales, Teratosphaeriaceae. The coding region runs from base 315 to 788 and encodes 157 amino acids. Gene Ontology annotation, molecular function: carbon-sulfur lyase activity.
UGCCAAUCCGAUCUCCAUCAGUCCGGAAAGCGUUCCGACUCGCCUAUUUGUCACGGAUGUGGGUGCAGGCGAGUGUGACGCUAUGCGCGCAAGCCGUCCCUUUCGACCCCGCCUCGCGCGUCAGUGACGUUGUUGGUGGGGGUGAUAAGAGCCGGGAAUGAUUUUCGCGGAAGAGGGGGAGGGCAAAGGGUAUAUAUAUUUUUCGUCCCCUCCACCCUAGUCAAUCUUGUCCAUCAAGGUCGCAUCCACAUUCAAGUGAAUACCAGAACCAACCAAUCACAUAUCAAAGUCGAAGAAAGAAGAACUCGCCCAACAUGCCUGGAACCGGAAGCUGCUUUUGCGGACAUGUCAAGUACAGGUACACUGGCGACGUCCAGGCCAAGGCUCUCUGCCAUUGCCUAGACUGCCGCAAGAUCUCCGGCUCCACCUACUCCACCAACCUCAUCGUGCCCGGCGAGGGCUUCGAAGUGGUGCAGGGCACGCCCAAGGAAAUCUCGAAGACCGCCGACGACUCCAAGAAUGCCAUCACCUCCUACUUCUGCCCGGACUGCGGCAGCACGCUGUUCCGCAAGGGCGCCACGUUCGGUGACGCGGUCAUCGUGAAGGCGGGCACGCUCGACGAUCACUCCUCGCUGGAGUCGCACAAGCCUGAGCUCGAGCUUUACGCUGGCCACCGUCCGUCCUGGGUGGGUAAGGUUGGCAGCUCGGCGCAGAAGAAGGGCAUGCCGGAUUCGGAGGACCACGAGGUCAGCACCACGGACAAGAUCAAGGCCAAGCUGGGGGCUUAGAUGUCGGCAUCAAGCGUCGAGGGUAUCCACGGGAUUUAGCCAGGGAAAUUGCGAGAUGUAGUUACUGAGAUAGCCGGGUUUAUGAAGUGAGG